UUUGAAAGUGAACGACGAGCUGUCGUUUUCAGUUUUAUUUUUCUCUUUCAUUGAUAUACGUUUAUUCAUUUUGUUUUGCUAAAUGGCAAAUUCAUUUCGUUUUUAACUUUAAAUAAGACAAUAAAAAUAUUGAAGCUGAAAACGUUUAAUUCGAAACAUCAAAACGAAAAGAGAAGGAAAAAAAUCGGUACCGAUCUGUACACAUACAAUAUUGACUGACGAUCGUAUGUAGAUUCAUAAAUACAUAUGACGUAGUGAGAAAAAACGAAAUGGUUUUUUCAAGUGUCAUAUAUGUUAUUGGGCUGCUGUGUGUAAAUUAUUCGGAUUCUUAUUCUGUGUAUGAAUACAGAGUAUGGUGUGUACAUCUAAUGAAGCACCGAUGUGCUUGCAGUUAGCACCUUAAAUGCAUUUACAGUCGUAUUUGCACUGGAACCGUGUGUAUCAUCGAAGACACUGAAAUAAAAACGAACGAAUAAAAAAGACAGCAUGAAAAAAUGUAUUAAGGACCGAACACACAACAAUAAAAAAUUGAAUAUUUUUGUAUUUGUGUAUAUGUCACAUAGCGCGCACGACGUGCAUACACAUCGUCGUCGCCAUAUACCGUUGGGAAAUACGAAAAAGAAACCGACAUAUAUAUCCGGCAAUACAGUGAUGAAAUAAAGAGAGACAAACGUUCGCCACGCAUUACAAUACAUAACACAUCAAUGUUCAACUACACAUAAUCAAUCGCUAAAUGCAAAGGGCCACACAGUAGCGACAAAUAAACGGAGCGAACAACAGAACCACAAAAUGAAGUGAAUAACGAGCUAACGAAAGAAAAAAAAAAACAUACCAAUUAUACGAUAUCAUUUAGUUUUACAGUGAACCAAAAAAUAUUUAGAAAACUAAAUGACAAAUGAAAUAAUAAAAGAAUAUAAAAUAAAGAGGGAGAAUACGGGCGAAAAGUAAAACUAAUAUACUGAAAAGCACAUUUUUGUGGAAAAAUUUAACCAUCUAAAUGAAAUAACGUGUUAGGAAGAAAACAAGAUACAAUACCGUGAAUUUUGUCACACUUAAACCAUUUAGGUUUAUGUGGUUUGCAACUUUUCGCCCCAAAUAAUACAGUUUUUUCUACUUUAUUUUUCAAAAUAAACAAAAAUACUAUAUAUAUUCUAUCAGCAGAGAAAAAAUUCAGCAAAGUGCAGUUGAGAAAAGAAAUCCAAAGGAAAAUACUAUAUGAGAAAAAAGAAUUUUCGAUUUUAGAAGAAGAAGAAGAAACUAAAUGAAUGAUCAGAAGCUUAUCAUCGCUGCAUGUGUUGAUUGAGACGUUUUGAUUGACGAAAUAAAUGGAAGACGCAGUGUCGAUUUUUUACGUCUUACGUUAAAGAAAAACAAAAAAUAACCAAUAAUGCAGCAUGGAUCAACAGAAUUUCUACUACGGAAAACACAAUGCCGGCUCUCUGAAUUAUCAGACGGCUUUCGGCAAUUCGGGAUCCGAAUAUCAAGCAACAGAUAUCGGCGAGCACACCUCACUGCAUCACUCGACCAGUUUAAAUUUCAAUAGCAGUUCCACAGCCACAAAUAAUGUAUGCAGUGAUUUAUCAAAUACACCAUCAACGGUCGCCAAUUUAUCACGAUCCACAAACAACAAUUUGACCGCAAAUCCAUCAACAAAUGAAUACAAUGCAGGGUCGUACAGUAGAUUUUAUUCGUACAUUUCGGACAAUACUGUACAAAAUGUGUCAUCAGCUUCGUCAAAUACAUCUGAUUGUAAUAACACCAAACACGUUAGUGCCUUUAGUAGUAAGUCAUAUGAAAAUACAACGAACUCGGCGCAUGUUCCAGUUAUAGCUGUAACAAGUAAUAGCUCACACGCAAGGGCCUAUCAUUCUAACAUAAACUAUGGAUCAUACAGUGCUGAUUACCAUAAGACUCUGAAUCAAAAUUAUCCAAGUGGCUCGAUUAUACCAUCACCGACAGCCCAAAAUCGAACAUCAUUGAACUCAGCAACAGCAUUCACACCGGUGGAGCAUAUUGUACAACCGACCGUAAAAAGAGUCAGUAAUAAUGUAAAUAAUAACGGUAAGAUAUCGGCAAAAACAAGUGUGAUCAAACCAGUGAAUGCAUACAAUGCAACCGCUUCGGUAUCUUCAAACUCGCCGAUCAAUUACGCAAAAUAUGUUCAACCAUAUCCUAUCUAUGCGAACAACAAUAAGACUGUAUCCACUUUGGAAAAAUCUCCUUCAUCCGCAAACCGUGGAAUGUAUUUAAAUAGUUCAACGAAUCAUAAAAACACAGAAUUAUAUUGUCCAGAACCAAUUUCGGCCGCCCGAUAUUCAAAUCCAGCUUAUGCAAUUAAUGUGAGCACACCUGGAAGUGGUCACACAAAUUCACAUUAUUUAAGUGCGAAUAGUUAUCCGUUGAACUAUGGCCAUCAUCCACAUUAUUUGACACAACAUCAAAAUAGUGUUUCGCAUCAUAGAAAUUUCUUGCCCACACCUGCCUAUCAAGCAUCACUCGAUGAAAGUGUAGCGUCCAAUUAUUUAAAUCGACAAAAUGUAGUAAGACCAACACCCUCAAAUACGUACAAACAAGGUCAAAUAACAUAUCAGAAUCCGUACAGUUACGCACGAGGCAAUAUUGUGAAUGCGGCAAGUGGAGUUAGUACGAAUCAUUCGAACAAUAACCAUCCUACGCUACCAAAGCCACAAACACAAAAUCCUUUAGAAGAUUCGUAUUCACUGGCACAUGAUUUUGAUAAUGCAUAUGAUCGACGAAAUUUUCGUCAGUACAAUUCGAUGUACAGUUCAAAUUAUAUUGAUUCAACUGGCUUUGAAGAGUAUACACAAUAUUCUUUCCCUUCGGCUCAUUCGAGUUCGGUACCAUUUUAUUCGCCCAAAGCAUCAUCGAAGCAACUUCUGUACAAUCACAAUCCAGGUUUAAAUGUGUACAAUAAUAAUGCUACAGCACAUGUACAAUUGACAUCGCAAACGUCACAAUCAGUCUCUACGUCAGAUGUAGCAACCACCUCAACGACGACCGUUGUUCAACAGCCUGUACCGAUAAAUCCAAGUUCCUCACAACUGAUCUCAAGUAACUAUGAUGCGACCUCGAUGCAUGGAAACUCAAUUUUACCAUCGUCUUUGUUUAAUAACAACAAUAAGGAGCUUUGCCAGCCAUCAAAUCAAUACCAUCAUCAGCAAAGUCCAUACACAUCGCAGAUUUUGUAUUCAAGACUCCAAAAUGGUAAUUACUAUCCGUCAAUGAAAUCAAAUCAGUCUGCUCACUUAGGAAUGCAUUCAAAUGAUGUGCACAUUGUCCAAGAUAAAGUGUGUUCAGAAAAACCUUUGCAAGCACAACCAAACAAAUAUAGUGUAAUUGAUCUCGAGGAACAAAUCAAUAGUUCGAAAAUAUCCAAAGUAUCGGGAACAAUGUUGUCAAAUUCAACGUUACAUCAUCGUGUUAAUGAGUUCGGACAAAAAAUACCAGUGGUACAUAUACAGGGUGAUCAACGACAACCAAAAGAUAACGGCUCUAGUCAAAAUGCAAUCGAAAGCAAUAAAAAUUCCUACGUUUAUAAUAGUGAAUCUUCGUACAAUACCGACUGCUAUCGGUUACAAUAUCAAUGGAAAAAGUCUGUAUCGUCGUCUUCAUCGACAGCGACAUCUACGUCAUCAUCAUUAUCAUCAACCACAACGCAUAUGCAUCCGAAAAAACAGAGCAUUCGAGAUUAUCUAUCUACAUGGAAUGAAGAUGAAGAUGGCGAAAUAGAUGCAACAUCUAAAAAGGCGUCCAACAAUCAAAACUUAUAUUUGGCUGCAAGGGAACCACCGCAUUUGAUAAAUAGCAUGAUGCGUCUAGAAAAAUCGAAUAGGAUAAACGAAAAUGUGCCAGUAAUUGUUCAGCCAGUUUUACAACCACCGCAUAGUAAUUUGUAUUCAUCAAUGGCAAUACCAUGUCCUGGAGUUUCUAUACUAAACAAUGCAUCAACGGUGCCACCAAAAUUUCAAGUGGGCAUCUGUAUCGAUAACGAAAGCCAAAACUUGCCCGAUAUUAUUGUUGAUAUACCGAAACCCAAAGGAGACGACGAAGCGGAAUCUUUUGAACGAGCAAAUGUAAUUCAAGAAGUUCCAAAAUCAUCCGAAAAACUGUACAUUCUUGAUUCAAUCGAAGUUCCACUGUCUGAUCUCAAUAAAUACAGACAUCUCAGUGUUGUGAAUAGAUUACCUGAUAAUAUUGUACUACCACCGCCACCAUUAUCAUCAACAAAUCAAUGCCAUGAACAUAAUGUACCGAAUGUAAAUGUACCCGUUAAAAUCGUCGGAGAACAGCAUCUAAUUCAUAAGCCACAACUUACUAAAGAUGAAUUUGGUGAGAGAGAUGCGAAUGAUAAAGAUGUUCCUCAGGAUAUAUUGACAGAAACGAGAAAUACUUUGAUUGUUAAAAAAUUGUUGAAAAAGUAUCGCAAACGAGAUCAAAUGCGUAAUAAACAAAAACAAGCACUGGCAUGCCAACAAGCUCCUUCAAAUGAACAUAAUAGUGAUUUAUCGACACCAUUGAGAUCUUUAUCACCAGCCCAUGAUUUUGAUUCGGAAAUGACAAGAGCUGUUGAUCUGUCUGUGCAUAGCAAAGAAAUGACCGAUGACCUUUCAGUGAACAGUAAUGACAAUAUCAAUGAAUUUAUUGGGGAAUUUUCAAUGUGUACCGAUGAUGGUGAAUAUGACCUUAUCCCUAGUCCUUUGGCUGAAAUACUGAAAUUAACCGAACAUCAGCCUUUGGAAGUUAACAGCAAAAAUGAUAGCGAUUGUGAAAUGGCGAAAAAACAUAUAGCAGGUACAGAUAAAGUUAGUGAUCAUGAAUGUACUGAUAAUGUAAAGGAUGUUAAAAACGAUGAAGGAAUUGGAAACGUUGGAAAUGUUAUCGAUUCCAAAAUUGUUGAACCUAUAGAAAUUAUUGAAAUUGAAGAAGAGAACGAACAGGAAAAAGAAUCAAUAAAAAAAGAAGAAACAAAACAGGAAGAAACAAAAAAAGAAGCUGAAAAACAAGAAAAUGGAGAUGAUAACAUUCCACCAAAAAGUGACACUUAUGCUGACAUUUCAAUCGAUACGUUACAAAAUUAUUGUGUAAAAACUUUCAACACCAGAGAAUUUCGUAGUUACUUCAAAGAAAAUGUAAUUAAUACAACAGAAAACGAUGAAAUAUCACCAGAUUGCUCGACCACAAAAAAUGAAAGUGAAGAGCCAAAGCAUACGCAUAGCAAUAAAGUCGUAGAUUCGAAGGACGAUAUUAUCGUCAUCGACACUGAUGACGAUGAAAAUGAUGAUGAAAUUCCAGAACUGGUGGAAGUGUGUACCAAAAAUCCCAACCUGCUAUUAAGUAUACCAAGUCUAUGUGCCUUAGCAAAACAAGCGGUACGAUUAAAUCAAUUAAAUAUGUCAUCAAAUUUGAAACCAAUUGUUAAAGAAUUGGAAUCAAAACGAAAAAUUGUCGCUUUGGAUAUUGUACAUGAUACAUGCGCCAACAAAGUACCAACACUUCAAGAGCUUGCACGUGAGGUAGCAAAUACAAUUUAUUCGUUUAAUGUAAAGCCACUUCAGGACAUAUGUAAAUUAGCCAUUGAGAAAUUCAAUCAUCUUUAUAUGGUCAGUCAAUUGGAUACGCCAAGCACAGGUUAUAUAUCCGAAAUGAACGUUACGGAAAAAAUCAACGAAACAUUUGUUGAAGCUUCCUCUGUCGAUAAGCUACCACAAAUUGAAGAGCAAUCAGUUAUUCAAAGGGCAAACUCAAAUGGAACUCAAUCAUCUUUAAAUAUGACUGAAAUCAUGGAUUAUUCUUCAACUGAAUCUCCGGUGAAAUCUUUGAAAAAUUUGGCCCAAAUUUGCGUUGAUGAUUUGAAGAAAUGCAAUGAAACUGAAAAUCAAACGAAAAACACCAAUAUUAAAAGCGAUAUAAUUACGUGUAAUUCAAGUGACUCCGAAACGGACACAUCGUCCAUAAGAAGUUCACAGAAAGGAGUUAUUACGGGUGGCGCACGAAAAGUUAGCUCAAGUGAAUCCCAAUCAAGCAGUGAAAGUGAAAGUUCUAGUGAUUCAAGUGAUUCAGAUGAUAGCGACGACGACGAAACCGAUGAAAAUGAUAAUAGUGAUUUCAAUAAAACAAACAAUGACACUAAACAAAUAACUGAUCAAGUAAAUGAAUUCACUGAAAGUAUAAAAAGUAGCAUAAAACAGCAAAUUGUGGAUGAUUGGUCUAGUGAAUCCAGCUCAUGUGAUGAAAUUGUGGUCAACUCAAUGGUUAAUAAAAUUGUUGAGCAAAAUGAAAACAACGAUUCAUCUCCUAUUGCAGAAAAUGUAGCGAAUCAAAUGGAGGAAGUAGAGAAAAUGAAUGAAGUUGAAAUAUAUAAUCCAACAGCGCUGAAAGAUAUUUGUAAAGAAGUACUCAAUGCUCAUUCCAUGAUCAUUCAAUAUGAAGUUCCAACGUUGAAAUGUUUAUGUGAACAUACUUUGGCCACCGCUGGAAUGGAAAUUCCAUUGAUUUGUUUUGUUCCCGAAGAAGAGUUUAUGACUGAAGAUCAAAGUUCAAACGAUGAUGAUGGUGUAUAUUUGUGCUUGGAUGGUGAGUUUGAUGAAAGAGAGCUAGCAAAUCUAUUCAAUGGUGAUUCAAUCGAUAUGCAUACACUUGAAACAAAAGAAUGUGCCACAGAUAAUUCCAGUUUCCGUGAUCAAUGUGUUGCAUUGCAAAAUAUUCUCUCCUCACCGUUACCCGAAGAUAAUCAAUUAAACGAAUCGAUCGAAAUUCAAUCAGAUGAAUUUUAUGUAGACCCAAAUGGAUUUUAUGAUAGCAUUCAGUAUGAGGAAACCGUUUUGCAGUCUGAAAAUCAAGAAGAUUCGGCUGCUGCAAUCGCAAAAUUAAAAAAAUAUUUACAAAACAAAUACGUUCAUCCGUUCAGCUAUCAUAAAAUGUUUGCUAUAAAUAAGCUAUUGAGAAAAUAUAAAGUAUAUCAAGUGUCUUUUUGCAAUAAAAAAUCAAGUGUACAAGAAAAGGUGCAGAAAAAACUUUCGAAAUUGCGUCAACAAGCCGAACAACGUUGUAAACCAAAGAAACUUGCGACACGUCGUUCGGCCCGUAUCGCUGACAAAAUCAAACAGAAAAUUGAUGAAACGGAUUAUAUAGGGAAAAAAUCGAAAAGCACAAAGAAUGAAAACACAAAAGUUGAUUCAUUGGAAAGAAGACAUGUUUGUAAAAUAGUGAACGUAAACGAAUUAAUUCAAAAUUCCGGAAAAAAGAGAAAAAUCACUGAGACUGAUAAGGAAUCAAUUACGCGCGAUCUUUUAAAAUUAAUUGCAAAGAAACGUACAUUGAAACGUAAACUAUCGAUUUGUCAACGGCCAAAAUUCACCCUUGAUGAUGAUGGAUAUUGUUACGAUGAAGAUGGCCAAAUUAGUGAAAUGCUGAGUUCUUUCAUAAACAAUAGCAUCGAUGAGGAACGCUCUGAAUUAUCGAAUGUAAAAAAGCCACGUUCACGUAAACCAUCCAUUGAAAGCAAAUCAUCCAAAGAGCACGGAAUCAAAAAGAAAACAGUACCGCCAAUUACAUUGAAAAAACAGUUCAUCACUGAAUACAAGGGAAAAGCGAAAAAACCGAAAUCAAAAACAAAGAAUUCAAUAAAAGGAAUAACAAAUGAACCAAAAGAGAAACCGUUGGCACUGACUGAAACGUUUGCUGUAAAUAAGACUGAAAAGAAGCGUAUUUCGCCUGGUACAACACUUACAUUCCCCACAAAGGCAUCGGUAAAGGAAAUAAUUCCCGCAAAGAGAACACGAUUCUUAUCGAUCGACAGUUCUUUAAUGCGAUACGGUACAGAAUCGAAGCGGUCAUACAACCAAAUGAAAUCAUUAAAAGAAAAUUCAGAAUCUCUCGAAAUUGUCAAAAGAAAAGUUACAACACCAAAACUGUUGAAGUCAAAUAAUAUCGAUGUGGCUACGAUGAAUAAAGAUGCUCAAAAGUCAACAAGAAUCAAAGAAAAACCUGUCACAUUACCGGAAUGUAAGAAAUCCAAUCCCGAAGUCCUAAAAGAAAUUCUCAAGUCAUCGUUAAAAUGUGUGCAAUCCGAAAAAAUCCAAAAUAAUACGAUAAAAUAUAAAAUCCCGACUAAGGUCAAAGUCCACAAUGAAGUGAAUGAAAUACAAACAACGAAACAAAUGGAAAACGUCAAGGAAUCACAUGCAGAAGUUUUACCCGAAAUAUCAACCACGAAUAUGAAAACCCUUGAAGAGCCCAUUCCUAAAAAUGCAAAGGAAAAUAACAGAUUGCCUAAACGAACACGUUUUUCCGAUCGAAUUCAGUCACUGUCACAAGAUCAAUCACCUUACUUGAAUGAAACCAAAGUGGAAAAGGAUCAAUCGAAUUUCAAAGCUGCUGAUUCCACAGAAAAUGUUAUGGAUAAUAAUAAAUUUUCAAUUAAAAAUCAAGAAAAACCACUAUCAGAAAGAAGCCUGUGUUCAACGAUGGUAUCUCCACUAAAAAUUAUCAUAGAACCAAAACGAUUCCAAUCACCAUCACCACCAAAGAAUGAAUAUGCUUCUGUCAAAGACCCAUUGGCAAUAAAUAAAACCAACGAGGAGCUUGGCCCACAAAAUGCGGAUUCCACCACAAUAAAACCGAUUGUGGAAAAGAAAGAAGUUCAAAGAAAAACACGAUUCUCGGAUAGAAUUACAAAUUCAGUUGUAAAGCCAUUGGUCAUUGGUAGUGAAAAUACCCAGUCACCUUCUAUUCAAAUUGAACCGUCUAUGCCAUUAAUAUCAGAGAAUAAUGAUAAAAAAUCACCAGAGAAAAAUGUGAUAAGACCCAACAGAGAGACUGACAUAAGAGAGUCAACACCAACUCAAGAGCAACAAAUAUUGUUUACAAAACCAGAUAUGAAUGCAACGAUUAAGCCGCUUAUAGAUAUCGAACAGCUUUUGCCAUCAACGAAAAUUCUACAACCGAAACCAGGGAGGCGGUGCUUGGCGAGAGCUCAAACAAUAUCACAUUCAGUAUCUCCAUUGAAUAACAAUAAUACUUAUGAACCUAUGCAAUUGCGUUCAUCCAACAGCUACUGGAGCCGGAGAAGAUUUGAUCAACCAAGAAACUAUGACAUCAAACAAUAUCAACGAAAUUUCCCUUAUAAACCAAAAGAAUUUCCGUCUGCUUUGUAUAAAGAAAAGCUAACAUCAACAACAAAUUCCAAUUCGCCACCCAAAACAAUGGUUUAUUCACAAAUGGCCAUAAAUAAUACGUCAAAAAACAUUCCACCACCGUUGCAAAAAAAACCAAUUGACAUAUCGUCAUUUCCUGAUCCUGAAACACUUCAAAUACCAUCUCUUGAUUUACGCAUGUCACCUUUUGGUCGUUCUCCUUUAACAUUAUCAAUACCGAAACCAAUGGCGAUGCAAGAUAACAAAGAAAUAGCAACAGCAUCCAAUUCUGAACCCAAAAGAACUGAACUAAAUAAAUUCGUUUCAGACUACAGUAAAUUUGAUAUUCCACCAUCUGAUCCUCGUCAAACUUCCACCGAUGUUGAACGAAAAUCACCUGCAUUUGCGACAAACCAUUCGACAAGCACGCCUUUUAGUUCGCCAUCAAACACUUCGCCGAAAAUUCCAAUCAGUAUACAAAAGAGUAUACCAUCAAAUAUACUGUCGAAUGUGCUUAAAAGUUUUUCACCAAACAAUUUUUCACCAAAAAGUCUGUCACCAAGUAUAUCAUUGAAUUUACCAUCGACUCCGGUAUUAUCGUCACCAUCAAACUCCGUUCUAUCAAGAGUGAAUCUGCCAUCGUCUAAUAAAUCACCGUUAAUCAAUAUACAAUCUUUGAAUAUACCAUCACCAAACGUACCAUCAUCGGGAAAUGUAACACCAAACAUAUCGGCGCCGUCUGAAAUGAAUACCAUUCCAUUAGAACUAGAUCGUGUUGUAACACAACAACGUAAAAUACGUGAAAUGCAACGUCGCAAUAGCCUUUGCGUUGCAGAAAUCAGUAGCUACCAACGUAAUAUUCUCAGUAAAUUUGCAAAUAGCAUCAAACAUAAAAAAUUGAAAGUCGAAGAUAUUUUAAAGAAAAUUUAUAAUAAACAACCAUCGCCAAGUUCGACCUCAUCAAGCAGCAGUGAUUCGGAUAGUUCUAACUCGAAUUCAAGUGAAUCAGUUAGCAGUAGUAGUUCUAGUUCAUGCAGUUCAAAGAAAAAAUCACGUCGAUAUCAUAAAAAGAAGCGUUCACAUAAACGUAAUUCAAAUUCCGAUGAUAGCAGUACGGAAUCAAGCAGUUCGUCUAGUUCAUCGUCAUCAUCAACGCGGCAUGGAAUAAAGCGUUCAAAACGUUAUCGAAAAUCGACAAGAAAAUCAACCAACCAGAUAAAUGAUAGUCGAAGAAAACCUACCCCAAAACCAAUGUUUGACAUUGAAACAAUCAAACAAAAUGCAUUGAUGGGAUGCGUCAUGCACGAGGAAUUGUUAAGAAAUAAAUUGAAUCAAAUGUCAUCCUAUUCGAGCAUUGCACCCAAUGAAAGCAGUUGUGCUCAAGCAUAUAUGCAGCAAAGUCAAAAUACAUCAAUACUAUCGUCGGAUGCACCGCUAGACAUGGGCCAUACGAUAAAAAAUCCUUAUGUUAAACUACAACGAAACACCAACAUCGAAAAUAUGGCCGAAAAUUAUGCACAUGAGCAACAACAAAAUACUAAUAACAACAACACUUCAACAAGGUACAAGCAAAAACGUUUCGAAUAAAUUAAAAAUCAAUAACAUCGGUAAAUUUAGCAUUUGAAUUCAGUAAAUGUGAAAAGAUGAACUUUUGAUACCAAAAAUAUUGUGGAUAUUAGUUUAAAAUGACAUUUGAAUAUUAGGUCGCCAAAUACAGAAAAUUCUUGCGACAGAUCACGAACAGAGCUGCACAGUAAUUUGUGAUAUUCACACUGUAAUUGUUGUUCAAUACCGUUCGCAUUCCAUUCAUUUGAUGAAUUCAUUGGAAAUAAACUACAUUUGGGAAAAUUUCCAUUUUUUUUCUUCUUCAAAUCAUUUAGUAUGAUAAAAAUGGUAUAGAAACAAAAAUUAUAUAUAUUUCAUUUUGAACGAUGUAUGUAUGUGUGUAGCAUCUGUUUUUGAAAUGAGUUGCGAAUUCAAGGCAAUUCGUGUAAUCACUUUGAUCAUAUAAUAUAUUAUAGUAAGUAGUACACACAAGCCAAAUACUGUUGGCCCAAUUUGACUGGCAUGUGCUUUCAAUUUUAUGUACGCUUUCAAAGUUUUGAGUUCUGUGGUUCAGGUUACGUAACCACAGAAUUUUUAAUCGUUUACAUUUUUCUAAUGGAUUAAAAUUUAAAAGGAAAAAUUAUCAACUUAGCCCUAUAAUUAUAGCAAUACAAAAUAUUAGAAUAAAACGAUACGGAUUUUUUUUUU
Molecule: messenger RNA, 11408 nt
Organism: Contarinia nasturtii (swede midge)
Lineage: Eukaryota; Metazoa; Arthropoda; Insecta; Diptera; Cecidomyiidae
Exons: 6
Coding region: 1395-10742 (3115 amino acids)
Source: RefSeq, a predicted model, not a curated record